This is a messenger RNA of Schizosaccharomyces cryophilus OY26, 961 nucleotides long. RefSeq names its product translation initiation factor eIF6. Gene Ontology annotation, cellular component: nucleolus; preribosome, large subunit precursor; cytosol. The record is from RefSeq and is a predicted model, not a curated record. Gene Ontology annotation, molecular function: ribosomal large subunit binding. Gene Ontology annotation, biological process: maturation of 5.8S rRNA; assembly of large subunit precursor of preribosome; maturation of LSU-rRNA. The coding region runs from base 5 to 739 and encodes 244 amino acids. Lineage: Eukaryota; Fungi; Ascomycota; Schizosaccharomycetes; Schizosaccharomycetales; Schizosaccharomycetaceae. The transcript has 3 exons.
CAUCAUGGCUUUACGUGCUCAAUUUGAGAAUAACAACGAGAUUGGUGUCUUUUCUACGUUAACCAACUCGUAUGCUCUUGUCGCCUUAGGCGGAUCUGAAAACUUUUACAGUGUUUUUGAGGCUGAGUUAGGCGAUGUGAUCCCUGUCGUGCACACUACUAUUGGUGGUACUCGUAUUAUCGGUCGUUUAACUUGUGGAAACAAAAAUGGUCUUUUGGUACCUUCUUCAACCACAGAUAAUGAACUUCAACACAUUCGCAAUUCCCUUCCUGAUUCCGUAAAGAUUCAACGUGUUGAUGAGCGUCUCUCUGCGCUUGGUAACAUUGUUGCUUGUAAUGAUUAUGUUGCUCUCGUUCACCCAGACAUUGAACGUGAAACUGAAGAAAUUAUCGCUGAUGUCUUGGGUGUCGAAGUUUUCCGUCAAACAGUCGCUGGUAAUGUCCUUACCGGAUCUUACUGUUCUUUAAGCAACCAAGGUGCUUUGGUUCAUCCUCGUACUAGUAUUCAGGAGCAAGACGAACUUUCUUCCUUGCUUCAAGUUCCUCUUGUUGCUGGUACCGUCAAUCGUGGUUCGGAUGUCAUUGGUGCUGGUCUUGUUGUUAAUGACUGGUGUGCUUUUGCUGGUUUGGAUACCACAGCAACCGAAUUGGCUGUUUGUGAAUCUAUCUUCAAACUUCAAGAUGCACAACCUUCCGCCAUUAUCAGCAAUAGAGAUACCCUUGUAGAAUCCUACACUUAAAAGGUUAUGUAAAAGUUCUAUAAAAAAAGAAAAAUAAUUAUAGAAUCAUUUAGUCUAUUGUUCUUUUUUUUUUUCGUCCUGAUCUUUAUUUUCUUAUGUAUUCUAAGUGUAAUUUCUUUAUCAUUGCGUUUCUAAAUCAUUAUUGAGAGUUUCAGUUUACUACUACUACUAACGACGUAAAAUAUUAUAAUAGAGAUAAUAAAAGUAGGUCAUUAUUAAGGA